Messenger RNA from Guyanagaster necrorhizus, 753 nucleotides. RefSeq lists its product as uncharacterized. The transcript is spliced from 5 exons. The record is from RefSeq and is a predicted model, not a curated record. Lineage: Eukaryota; Fungi; Basidiomycota; Agaricomycetes; Agaricales; Physalacriaceae. The coding region runs from base 1 to 753 and encodes 250 amino acids.
AUGACCAUCACACACGCGGACGGCAUGAUGGAGAACGUUCCAUGUUACGCAAAGGUGCAAAGAAUUCUCAUUGGGUGUGUUGCGGUGUUCUUCAUCGUAGUGACUAUACUGGGCUAUGAGAAACACCGGUCGCACUUUGAGAAGCACAAAGCGGCAUUUGAGGAGGGUGGAGAAGACGACGACGACGUCCCCAGACAUGCAGAUCCAUCAUGUAUACGAGCAAAGGUUCUACGCACCUUGCGUUCCAAUGACGCCCACAAUUCCACCCUCUUAACGACUCGGAAGUCAUUUAAACCGUCUCGUGGCCAGCUUAUAUGCGUCUUAGAUAUACACAGCCUAGAUGACAUCUUAACUAAAUGGUAUAUUCAUCCUCCCAAGGUCAUUGGUGAUGUAGAUGCUGCUUGUUCGAAUAUAUCUCCAUCACUGCUGCCUACGACCGAAAAGCAGGAAAUGAACGCAGUCCUUGUAUCGGAGUACGUCAGAAACGGGUCGACCAACAACAGGCAUACCGUCGCUUUUCCCGGCCUAAACUUACAAGUGGUAAAAGAGCGCAUAUAUUCACCUUCAGCGCGUCUCGACGCGUCGUAUUGGCGCCAAGGGAAGGCCAAGCCUAUAGGUCUACCGCUAGUAUGGCUUCGAGCUCUCACCGUCUCCGGUAAAACAGAGAAAAAGGUGAUGGUCGUACAAGUCGAAGAAGCGAACCUGUCCCCACCGACCGAAAACGUCGCCAGCGGGAUUCUACGCAUUAAGUAA